CGCGGAGCUUUGAGUUGCCGCCCGGCGCCUCCGCGGGUCACCUGCCCGGCCCAGAGGCAUUUCAUCUUGAAGGGCUGGCUGCUCACACACACUUUUAUACCUGCUGGAGUGAUCAAGAAAUCAUGUCUGGUGGAAGAAGUGCGUUUCUGUGCCUUGGAAUGAUCUUGAGCUUUUGGAGCUCCAUGAGUUGGAUGCCUGUUGGAGGAUGCCCUCAUAAAUGUACGUGCAUUGCUUCCAACGUGGAUUGUCAUGGACUAGGACUCAAAACUGUACCGAGGGAUAUUCCCAGGAAUGCUGAGAGACUUGAUCUAGAAAAAAAUAAUAUAACGAGAAUCACAAAGAUGGACUUCUCAGGACUGAAGAAUCUCCGUGUCUUACACUUGGAAGAAAAUCAGAUCAGUGUGAUAGAACGUGGAGCAUUUCAGGAUCUAAAGCAACUUGAACGACUGCGUCUGAACAAGAACAAAUUGCAAGUUCUUCCAGAGCUCCUUUUUCAGAACACACAGAAGUUAACCAGAUUAGACCUCAGUGAAAACCAGAUAAAAGGAAUCCCUAGAAAGGCCUUUCGAGGAAUCAUUGAUGUGAAGAACUUGCAGCUGGACAACAACCAGAUCAGCUGCAUCGAGGAUGGAGCUUUCCGCGCCCUGCGCGACUUGGAGAUCCUUACUCUCAACAACAACAACAUCACUCGCAUUCCUGUUACCAGUUUCAAUCACAUGCCAAAGAUCAGGACUCUGCGGCUGCAUUCCAACUUCCUGCACUGCGACUGCCACCUGGCCUGGCUGUCCGACUGGCUGCGGCAGCGACGCACCAUCGGGCAGUUCACCUUCUGCCUGGCGCCGGUCAGCCUGCGGGGCUUCCUUGUGGCCGAGGUGCAGAAAAAGGACUUUGUCUGCUCUGGUUCCCAGUCUGAACCACCAUCAUGCAGUGCCAGUUCCAUCACUUGCCCAUCUGCCUGCACCUGCAGCAACAAUGUGGUGGAUUGUCGAGGAAGGGGCUUAACAGAAAUUCCAGCUAACCUACCGGAGGACAUUUGGGAAAUCCGUUUGGAACAAAACCUCAUCAAAAUCAUUCCCCCUGGAGCUUUUACCCAGUACAAGAAACUUAAGAGAAUAGACAUCAGCAAGAAUCAGAUAUCUGACAUUGCACCAGAUGCCUUCAAAGGCUUGAAAUCUCUCAUUUCAUUAGUGCUCUAUGGAAACAAGAUCACAGAGAUUCCCCAGGGCCUUUUUGAUGAUCUUGUGUCUCUGCAGCUGCUGCUUCUCAAUGCCAAUAAGAUCAACUGCCUGAGGGUAAACACGUUCCAAGGUCUGCAUAAUCUCAAACUGCUAUCUCUUUAUGACAACAAAUUGCAGACCAUCAGCAAGGGGCUUUUUGCACCUCUCCGAUCGAUUCAAACUCUACAUUUAGCUCAGAAUCCAUUUGUGUGCGACUGCCAUUUGAAGUGGCUGGCUGAUUACCUGCAGGAUAAUCCGAUAGAAACCAGCGGCGCUCGAUGCAGCAAUCCGCGUCGCCUUGCCAACAAACGAAUCAGCCAGAUCAAGAGCAAGAAGUUCCGCUGCUCAGGGUCAGAGGAUUACAGAAGUAAAUUCACUGGGAAGUGUUUCAUGGAUCUUGUCUGUCCUGAGAAGUGUCGCUGUGAGGGAACAGUUGUGGACUGCUCCAACCAAAAGCUCACCCGCUUACCCAGCCACCUUCCUGAAUAUACCACUGAUCUGCGUUUGAAUGACAAUGAUAUUUCUGUUCUGGAAGCUAUUGGACUCUUCAAGAAACUGCCCAACCUCAGAAAAAUAAAUCUGAGCAAUAAUAAGAUCAAGGAGAUUCGAGAAGGCACGUUUGAUGGAGCUUCAGGAGUUCAGGAGCUGAUUCUGACAGAGAAUCAACUGGAAUCAGUGCAUGGACGAAUGUUUAGGGGCCUUACGGGGCUGAAGACAUUGAUGCUGAGGAGCAACUCUAUCAGCUGCAUAAACAAUGACACCUUUGCUGGACUGAGCUCGGUGAGGCUUCUUUCUCUGUACGACAAUCACAUCAGCACCAUCACACCUGGAGCCUUCAGCACAUUAGUCUCUUUGUCUACAAUCAAUUUGCUGGCUAACUCCUUUAAUUGUAACUGUCAUUUGGCCUGGCUGGGAAAGUGGCUGAGGAAGAAGAGAAUUGUCAGUGGAAAUCCACGCUGCUUGAAACCCUUUUUCUUGAAGGAUAUUCCAAUCCAAGAUGUAGAUACCCAGGAUUUCACCUGUGAGGGUAACGAUGAAAGCAGCUGCUUGCUUUCUCCUCCAUGUCCUUCCCAGUGUACCUGCAUGGACUCGGUGGUACGCUGCAGCAACAAAGGGCUGCGAGUAAUGCCCAAAGGAAUUCCCAAAGAUGUGACUGAGCUAUACCUGGAAGGAAACCACCUGACUGCUGUGCCAAAGGGACUCUCCGCCUUCAGGCACCUGACACUGAUUGAUUUGAGCAACAACAGCAUAAGUGUAUUGGCCAAUUAUACCUUCAGCAACAUGACCCAGUUAUCAACACUCAUCUUGAGCUACAAUAGACUUCGGUGCAUUCCAGUCCAUGCGUUCAAUGGACUCAGGUCUCUUAGAGUGCUGACGCUCCAUGGAAAUGAUAUUUCCAGUGUUCCUGAAGGUUCCUUCAAUGACCUGGUGUCCCUGUCUCAUCUGGCUCUAGGUACCAACCCUUUACACUGUGACUGCAACCUCCGCUGGCUUUCCGAGUGGGUGAAGGCAGGGUACAAAGAGCCAGGAAUAGCCCGCUGCAGCGGGCCAGAAGCCAUGGUGGACAGGCUGCUGCUCACAACACCAACUCACCACUUCCAGUGCAAAGAGCCAGCAGAUAUCAGUGUUGUGUCCAAGUGUAACCCCUGCCUCUCCAAUCCAUGUAAGAACAACGGGACAUGCAGCAACGAUCCAGUGGAGUUUUAUCAGUGCACCUGCCCUUUUGGCUUCAAGGGUCGGGACUGCAGUGUGCCCAUUAAUUCUUGCAUUCAAAAUCCAUGUCAGAAUGGAGGGACCUGCCACCUCACCGAGGCAAAUAAAGAUGGAUUCAGCUGUUCUUGCGUCCUCGGCUAUGAGGGGGAGAGGUGUGAAAUAAACCCAGAUGACUGCGAAGAUAAUGACUGUGAGAAUAACUCUACAUGUGUGGAUGGGAUCAACAACUAUGUCUGUCUCUGUCCUCCUAAUUACACAGGUGAACUGUGUGAUGAGGUGAUUAACCACUGCAUUCCUGAGCUAAAUCCAUGCCAACAUGAGUCCAAAUGUGUUCCACUUGACAAAGGAUCCAGAUGCGAGUGCUUGCCUGGUUACAGUGGCAAACACUGUGAAAUAGAUGAUGAUGACUGUGUGGGCCAUAAGUGUCGCCAUGGAGCUGUCUGCGUAGAUGCAGUCAAUGGCUACACCUGCAUCUGUCCUCAGGGCUUCAGUGGACUUUUCUGUGAAACUCCUCCACCGAUGGUUCUGCUCCAGACAAGCCCAUGUGAUAACUAUGAGUGCCAGAACGGCGCCCAGUGCAUCGUCGCGCACCAGGAGCCCGUCUGCCGCUGUCUUGCUGGCUUUGCUGGGCAGAAGUGUGAGAAGCUCAUCACGGUGAACUUUGUUGGAAAGGAUUCCUAUGUGGAAUUGCCAUCAGCCAAAAUUCGCCCCCAGGCAAACAUUUCCCUCCAGGUAGCAACAGACAAGGACAAUGGCAUCUUGUUAUACAAAGGAGACAAUGAUCCUUUGGCUCUGGAGUUGUACCAAGGACAUGUGAGACUCAUCUAUGACACACUAAAUUCUCCACCUACCACAGUAUACAGUGUGGAAACUGUAAAUGAUGGGCAGUUUCAUAGUGUGGAACUUGUGAUGCUGAAUCAAACUCUGAACCUGGUGGUGGACAAGGGGACUCCCAAAAGUCUUGGAAAACUCCAGAAACAGUCUUCUGUCAGCCUCAACACACCGCUCUACAUUGGAGGGAUCCCGACCUCUACUGGAUUAUCUUCACUGCGCCAGGGUGCAGAUAAGGCACCAAGUGGCUUUCAUGGAUGUAUUCACGAUGUUCGCAUCAAUAACGAGCUACAGGAUUUCAAGGAUUUACCACAGCAGUCAAUAGGAGUCCUUCCUGGCUGUAAAUCCUGUAACAUCUGCAAGCACGGCAUUUGCCGAUCCCUGGAAAAAACAAGUGUGGUUUGUGAAUGUCACCCAGGCUGGACAGGCCCCCUGUGUGACCAGGAAAUUGGAGACCCAUGUCUUAACCACAAGUGUCUGCAUGGUAAGUGCAUGGCAGCCAAUGUUGCUUACACCUGUAAGUGCAUGGAAGGCUACACAGGCAUGUACUGUGAGAAGAAGAACAAUUCCUCGAACCCGUGCAGGAUUUUGAAAUGCAACCAUGGGCAGUGUAAGAUUUCUGAGCAUGGGGAACCCUACUGUGAAUGCGAUCCCAACUAUAGCGGAGACCACUGUGACAAAGAGAAUCUCUGCCAAGGGGAGAUCAUUCGAGAAGUGGUCCGUAAGCAGCAGGGCUACACAACGUGUGUCACCGCCUCCAAAGUGCCCCGCAUGGAAUGCCAUGGCAGCUGCAGCAGCGGGCAGUGCUGCGUCCCACUGCGGAGCAAAAGGAGGAAAUACUUCUUCCAGUGCGUGGAUGGCUCCACCUUCACAGAGGAACUGGAGAGACACGUGGAGUGCGGCUGCUCAAAAUGCUCAUAAGCCAUUCUCCAGCCUCUCGCCACUUUAAUCGACUCAGAAGUGCUAUGAAAAUGGGACCUAUUUACUUUCAGAGUGAAGAAGAAAAGAAUUAUUAAGUAUAUUGUAAAAUAAACAAAAAAUAGAACUUAUUUUUAUUAUGGAAAGUGACUAUUUUCAUCUUUUAUUAUAUAAAGUAUCACACCACUUUGGGUAUAUGUAUCAUAUAGUGAGUUAUUUUUACCAUGAAACUUUUUUUAACAGUUGUAAGAAAAAAAGAAUUAAAAAGUUAAAAUUUAAAAAAAUUAUAUAAAGAAAACAUAGCCUAA
Lagopus leucura (white-tailed ptarmigan) is the source of this 4987-nucleotide messenger RNA. RefSeq names its product slit guidance ligand 3 (gene SLIT3). NCBI's taxonomy places the organism in Eukaryota, Metazoa, Chordata, Aves, Galliformes, Phasianidae. The transcript is spliced from 37 exons. Gene Ontology annotation, biological process: axon guidance; negative chemotaxis. The record is from RefSeq and is a predicted model, not a curated record. The coding region runs from base 123 to 4682 and encodes 1519 amino acids. Gene Ontology annotation, molecular function: heparin binding; calcium ion binding; Roundabout binding.